CCUUGUUGUAGUAAAUCGCGCAGUGUUUCCAAUGUCGAAAUAUAAACAUUCUAUGACUUUAUGAAUGAAAGUGCGUUUAUUAGUUAUGUGGCCCAAAUCACACACUGUGAAAAGGGAUAUUUACAGACGGCGAUCCUCUACCGGUUGAUAAAAUCCUUCAGCCUUACGAACCACCACUACCGAAAAAGGAAAAAUGGGCUUUUGACAAGAUUUACAUGAUUAAUCUUUUGCGAAGACCUGAGAGAAGAAAGAGAAUGAUGCGUUGUUUUGAUGAGCUGGGGUUGGAAGUGGAAAUCUUGGAUGCUGUCGACGGAAGACACCUAAGCGACGACGUUUUAGAAGAAAUUAAAUUCCUGCCGGGGUACGCUGAUCCGUAUCAUAAAAGGCCCAUGACGUUGGGUGAAAUCGGAUGUUUUCUCAGCCAUUACAAUAUAUGGGAAGAGGCUUAUGAAAAAGGAUACGAGAAAGUGAUGGUGUUAGAAGAUGACAUUAGGUUUGAAGCAUAUUUUAGAUCAAGAAUGGAAAGAUUGAUGGAAGAAGUGGAGGAUAUUCCAGGGUGGGAUUUAAUAUACUUGGGUCGAAAACGAAUGGAACAUGCGGACGAACCAUGGGUUUCUGAUUCCCUUGUGCGAGCAGCCUACUCCUACUGGACUUUAGGUUACGUUAUUAGUAAAAGUGGAAUAAAGAAGCUUUUAGAAGCAGAUCCUCUUUCAAAAUUGCUUCCGGUUGACGAAUUUCUUCCAAUAAUGUUUGAUAGACACCCUGAAGAGUCGUGGAAAAAUCAUUUUCCAAAGAGGGAUUUACUCGCGUUAUCUGCCGCUCCUCUCCUUGUUUAUCCAAUGAGAUAUACGGGAGAGGAAGGAUAUAUAAGUGACACUGAAGAUUCAAAAGUAGUCUCGUUGGAAUUGGAAAAUAGUAUUAAAGCUGACGAAUUCAGAUAAUAGACUUUAUCAUCGCCUUGUGCCAGACAAGUGCCAUAUAUGAUGGAUUUGUGCCACUUUCUUCAUAUUGUUCUCUAAAACUAAGUCAUUUUUAUACACUGCCCACUUUUGAUACGUAUUUUUAAUUUAUGUAUAUGUUAUAUGUGUGCUUAUUGUGUCCUAAUCAACAGUUAACUACUCAUUGGAAAAUAUAAAGUUUGUUAGCUAGUAAGUUACGUGUAUAUUGCAAACAUUGAAAUGUGCAUAUAUUUUAGUAAAUUGUAAUCAUAAUUUAAAUUCCCUACAGGACGGAUUUUAGUAGGUACUUUUCCUGAUGAAGUAACGAAUAAAUUUUUAUUUAUA
Agrilus planipennis (emerald ash borer) is the source of this 1283-nucleotide messenger RNA. Its product is annotated as glycosyltransferase 25 family member-like. The record is from RefSeq and is a predicted model, not a curated record. Bases 216 to 941 code for a protein of 241 amino acids. Lineage: Eukaryota; Metazoa; Arthropoda; Insecta; Coleoptera; Buprestidae. Gene Ontology annotation, molecular function: procollagen galactosyltransferase activity. The transcript has 7 exons.